UCUGAGUGUAUAUCUAUGAUGUACUUCUAUAUGUAUAUGUAAAUACUACAAAAUAAUUAUAAAUGUUAGGUGACAAUGGAAUACCUUAAAAGUAGCAUUAAAUCAGUUCUUGGUACUCCAAAUUAUGAAGGUCAAUUAUCAGGUGCUGAAAUAGUCGAAAAACUGGUAGACAGAAUACUUUCAUCCACAUUACUUGAUGAUAGAAGAGAUGCUUGUCGAGCUUUAAAAGCUCUCUCUAAAACUCAUAGAGUAGACGUAGGUACACGUGGAAUGGAUGCGUUGAGACAAGUUAUAUUUGUUGAUGAAACCGAUUGUGAAAUAAUAGGAUUGGCCUUAGAUACAUUAUGCAAUAUAACGAGUCCAAAAAUUUUUAAUGAAGAAGUGGAUGUCCAUGUGUCCAAUCAUAAUGUUGGAGAACAGUUUACCGAAAUAUUUAUCAAAACGCAUACAAGUAUUUGUCAAGUUUUAAAAUUUUUAGAAGAGUUUGACUUUCGAGUUAGAUGGUCAGCUCUGAGAUUGCUAACCAACUUAGUUGUCAAUAAACCAAGAGAUAUACAAGAAAUAGUAUUAAUAAGUACUAUGGGUGUCUCUAAGUUAAUGGAUGUACUUAGUGACAGCAGAGAAAUCAUAAGGAAUGAUGCUCUUUUAUUAUUGAUACAUUUAACAAAAGGAAACACCAAUAUUCAAAAGAUUGUUGCAUUUGAGAAUGCAUUUGACAGAAUAUUUGAUGUUAUUUUACAAGAAGGUAAUAUUGAAGGAGGCGUGGUAGUAGAAGAUUGUUUAUUACUAAUGAUCAAUCUUUUACGUGGAAACUAUAGCAAUCAAAACUUUUUUAAAGAAGGUAGUUUCAUCCAAAGGUUAGCACCAAUGCUUCAAUUGUCUACAAGCUGUAGUAAAGACACGUUAUUAGGAUGGAAUGACCAAAAAAAAUCAAAUAUGCACUGUAUAAUACAAGUUAUACGUUCUUUAGUGGCACCAUGUGGACCUAUUCAGUGUAUUACUAGUUGUCAAAAGUUAAUGGAAUCAUGUGGUUUAUUACGAAUUCUUUGUGAAACCCUCAUGGUAAAUGGCGUUCCAGCUGAAAUUUUAUCAGAAGUAAUAAAAAGUAUUGCAGAAAUAAUUCGAGGUAACAAAAAAAAUCAAGAUUACUUAGCGCAAAUCAUGGCUCCGAGUAGUCCAACACGUUCAGUAAUUAUUGUUCUACUAAUGUCAAUGGUUAAUGAAAAACAACCCUUUUUUUUACGAUGUGCAGUAUUAUACUGUUUUCAAUGCUUUUUGUAUAAGAAUGCUGAAUUGCAGAUUAAGUUUUUAUACACUCUACUUCCACAAAAUAACGAAAGUUCUUCUUUAACAACAGUCAUACCCCUGAUACGUCAGAUGUGCAUGGCUGCCAUUACUGCAGUCAGUAACGUGGUGCUCAAGGUCAAAUGGCUGAAUGUCCUCUCGGUACUCAUACAGAACAUAUUAAGCAUUUUUAAAAACAUACUCUACGAGUUAACUUACUUUAUGCUCAACAUCAUGCUUUUACGUCUUGUCAUGUUGGCCCUAGCCGAAAAAAUGGCCACAUGUGGAAUAGUUAGAUCUGUCAUGGACGCGAGUAAAGCGAGUACUGAUGUGCCAGAAAAAUCAUUCAGGGCCAGGAAAACUGGAGAAGCUGCAUUAUGUCAAAAGGGUCUAUCUGGCCCAACCAUAUUCCGUAAGACACCUCAGCUGCACCAGGAUAGCUCUGAUCUUAUGGAACAGUAUGACCAGCUGCUUGUAACGUUUGUAAACAUCACUAAAUAUAGAAAACAGCGUACCCUGUUUACAAACAUCCACGCAGCUUACAUGGUACAGAUUGUUAAUAAAAUCAUGGUUACAAAACAAGAUCACGGCAUAAAUAUGCUAAGGUAUCCAUCAUGA
Messenger RNA from Copidosoma floridanum, 1902 nucleotides. It is a transcript of the gene p115, whose product is annotated as general vesicular transport factor p115. Gene Ontology annotation, biological process: intracellular protein transport; endoplasmic reticulum to Golgi vesicle-mediated transport; vesicle fusion with Golgi apparatus. The record is from RefSeq and is a predicted model, not a curated record. NCBI's taxonomy places the organism in Eukaryota, Metazoa, Arthropoda, Insecta, Hymenoptera, Encyrtidae. Gene Ontology annotation, cellular component: cytoplasm; ER to Golgi transport vesicle membrane; Golgi membrane.